Messenger RNA from Leptidea sinapis, 4286 nucleotides. RefSeq names its product poly [ADP-ribose] polymerase. Lineage: Eukaryota; Metazoa; Arthropoda; Insecta; Lepidoptera; Pieridae. The transcript has 20 exons. The coding region runs from base 142 to 3120 and encodes 992 amino acids. Gene Ontology annotation, cellular component: nucleus. The record is from RefSeq and is a predicted model, not a curated record. Gene Ontology annotation, molecular function: DNA binding; NAD+ poly-ADP-ribosyltransferase activity; zinc ion binding.
GCCGGUAAACACGCAAAUUUUGAAAAUCGUUUAAAUUUUUUACGUUGUUCUCUAGAAGAAGCCUUUCUAGUUUUUAGGUGUAGAUUCAUAAAAGUUUCUUGUUCCUACAAAUAAGAUAUAUUUAUUAAGUUUGUAUUUACGAUGACAGAUUUGCCUUACCAAGCUGAAUAUGCCAAGUCUGGCAGAGCUGGUUGCAAAGCCUGUAAAGAGAAAAUUGACCAAGGAUCUUUACGCAUAGCUGUUAUGGUGCAGUCUGCAUUUCAUGAUGGAAAGCAACCUAAUUGGCACCAUGAAGAAUGUUUUUUUAAAAAGAAAUGUCCCAGCAGUAUUGCUGAAAUUGGUAAUUUUAACAAGCUUAGACAUCCUGACCAGAAAAGAAUCAAAGAAAUGCUGGGUAAAACAUUUGAUUUACCUACUGAGAAGGGUUCCAAAAAAGGUAAAGGUAAAAAGAGAACAAAUGAGACAACUGUACUGGGUAUUUCUAAUUACUCAAUUGAAUAUUCAAAAUCAAGCAGAGCUACAUGUAAACAUUGUGAUAUCAAAAUUUGUAAGGAUGAAAUACGUAUAUCUAAAAUGGAAUAUGAUCCUAGAUAUGGUGACAUUCCUGGGUGGCAUCAUGUUAAAUGUUUUGCUGAAAGAAAGAAUGAAUUCUUGUUCUUUGCUGGCGGUGAACAGAUUCCUGGCUUCAAUAAACUUUCUAAGGAAGAUCAGAAAGUUGUUAAGGAUGAAAUUAAAGCAUCAGCUGUGGAUGGGGUGCCAUUCAAAAAGCUGAAGGCGGAACCAAAAGAUGCAGAAGAAGUGAAAAAAGAAAAAGAUUUCGAAAAGAAACUCGAAAAGCAAAACAAGUUGUUCCACAAGUAUAGAAAUUUGUUAAGUUCACUAGGAAAAAGUGAUUUACAUGAAUUACUUGAAGAAAACUCUCAAGAUAUUUUAAAGGGCAAUGAUGAGUGCUGUGAUCACUUAGCAGAUAUGAUGGCAUUUGGGGUCCUUGAGUCUUGUCCCGAAUGCAAGCAAGGACAGUUGGUGCUGGACACCUUCAACUACAAGUGCACAGGAAAUUUAACCGAAUGGACGAAAUGUAUGUACACAACGCGUACUCCCAAGCGACGACCGAUGAUCGUGCCUGUGUCGUAUAAAGAUGGCUCUGUGUUCAAGAAGUACAAACCCAAGGUCGAUGAGAGAGUCUUCGAGAACCCGCCGCCGGCCACCAUCAUUGCCGUGAAGAAGGAGGAGUCGAAUGGAGCGCCGAAAACGUUUCCUCUACCGCCGUUAAAGAACCUCCAAUUCUUUAUGUACGGAAAAUUCAAGUCUCCAAAAGAGGAGAUAAAGAGUCGCAUAUUAAAGAUGGGUGGCCUCGUCACCAGCAAGUUGACCAAGACCCUGGCUGCAGUUGUGUCCACGAAAAAGGAUGUAGAACGGAUGCCAAGUAAGAUGGAGGAAAUUAGUAGUGCCGAUAUUGAAGUGGUGGACGAAACCUUUUUGGAUCUCAUCGACCCCAAGACUGGGACUGUGGCCGAAUCAUUAGAGCUUAUAAAACAACACAACAUUGCGCCCUGGGGAUCUGAUCCUACAAAGCGGGUUCCUCAAGACGUCAUUGACGGAAAAUCUAUUCAGAAGUCUGGCAGCAACUAUGCUAAAUCUAAGUCUGGGGUUACAAAACUAAAAAUUAAAGGUGGCACUGCAGUGGACCCUGACUCCGGGUUGGCGGACGAGGCGCACGUGUAUACUGACUUGAGUGGCAUAAAGUAUACUGUAGUACUGGCCAAGACCGAUGUGGUGGCCGGCAAGAACUCCUUCUACAAGCUACAGGUGCUGGAAGCUGAUAAUAAAAAGAAGUUUUGGCUGUUCCGAGCGUGGGGUAGGAUCGGCACACCAAUUGGCGGUACGAAGGUGGAAGAUUGUAAGACACUGCAUGACGCUAUACAAAAAUUCGAAGAUCUGUACAUGGAGAAAACGGAUAAUCCUUGGGAGAUGAAAGACGACUUUAUGAAGAUGCCGGACGCGUACUACCCGAUUGAUUUGGACUAUGGCGACGCAGAAGUGAAGGGCAAGGUGGAGGUCGAUAAGAAGUGUGGGCUGGCCAUGCCUGUGCAGAAUCUCAUACAGAUGAUCUUCGACGUCGAUUCCAUGAAAAGAACGCUGAUGGAGUUUGAGCUUGACACUGAGAAAAUGCCGCUUGGGAAACUGUCCAAGAAACAAAUAAAGUCUGGAUACAAGGUACUUUCGGAGCUGCUAAAGCAUCUGGAGAAGGGUGAACACAGCAAUAGUAAAGUUAUAGACGCCACCAACAGGUUCUAUACGCUGGUGCCGCACAACUUCGGCAUUCAGAAUCCGCCGCUACUGGAUAGUGUCGACGCAAUUAAAAAUAAACUGCUCAUGUUGGACAAUCUUCUGGAAAUUGAGAUCGCGUAUAGUCUUCUACAAACGGACUCUGAAGAUGGAUUGAGUCCAAUAGAAUCCCACUACAAGAAGCUGAAGGCUGAGAUUGCGCCGAUUGACAAGUCCACGGAUGAGUAUGAGAUGAUAGCAGAGUACGUAAAGAAUACUCAUGCUGCUACUCACUCCAACUAUACCCUGGAGUUGCAAGAGGUGUUCAAAGUGGUGCGAGAAGGAGAAGAUAAGCGCUACAAGCCAUUCAAAAAGUUGCCCAACCGUCGUCUGUUAUGGCACGGAUCAAGGACCACCAACUUCGCGGGAAUACUUUCACAAGGUCUCCGUAUCGCGCCCCCCGAGGCUCCAGUGACCGGCUACAUGUUCGGCAAGGGCAUCUACUUCGCGGACAUGGUGUCCAAGUCUGCCAACUACUGCUGCACCAACACCAACAAUCCCAUCGGGCUGCUUCUACUCAGCGAGGUUGCUUUAGGGCAGAUGAAAGAAUGCACGAAGAGUGAAUACAUAACGAAGCUGCCAAGCGGCGUGAAUUCAGUUCUCGGUGUGGGGAGGACCCAGCCCGACCCGCAACAGGCCAAGGUGCUCGACGACGGACUGAUGGUGCCUCUCGGGACACCCGUCUCCAAUCCUGUGCAGUCUUCAUUGCUUUAUAACGAAUUUAUCGUGUAUGACGUGGCGCAAGUCAACGUGAAAUACUUACUGCAGACCAAGUUUAAUUACAAGAAGUAAAUGAAGACAUUCCAGCUAUUCCAGUUAUGCUCAUGUUACACUAUUUAAUGUUAAGCUAACAUCAUGUUUAUGUUUUUUAUUGGAGACUUGACGAAGUUUUUUUUUGAUUUAUGUGGCUGCUAUAGUUAUGUCUACUUCUACAGUGCCAUAAUUCAUCGGUUCUUUAGGGGCAGAUGAGUAUAAGGUUUGUUCCUUUGUCAUAAUGCAAUAAGCUAAUAAGUACGAAACAGUCAUUUCUGCAUGACGUCAGCAGGCAGUUUUUACUAUACAAACAAUACUUUCAAUUGGUGAUUUUAAUAGUCAGCUAGUUAUAUUACGUACUAAGAUGGCGUACCCAUUACUCAACGCGGGCUGUUUAACCUCUCUUUAUAAUUUUAUACUAUUUGAAAUCUCACUGAUUUUUAUCAUGUGUAUUUUAAUUAUAAUCAUUAAUUACAAUUUGUUGUAUUUCUGUGUUCGUUGUUAUUAUAUAUUCUUAAAAUUCGAAAACGUUAACUUAGUAAACAUAAUACUUAUAACAUCACUUACAAGAUUUGAAUUGUUUUUGUUACGCACUGCUGUGGAACGUAAGAAGAUUCAAGUAUUUUUUAAUUGCACAUCACGUCGCAACAUAUAACUUAAUUUCUUUAUGAAGGAUUAAAACGCGUGUAUUUAUAACUUAAUAAUUAUAAUUAUAGUAAUUCCUCUGGUGUUGCAAAAGAAUGUGGGCGGCGGUGAUCACUUAAUACCAUGACCCGUACGCUCGUUUGCCCUCAGUUCCCAUAAAAAGGAGUUACUGAACAAUAACAAAUUAAACUGGGGUGUGAGAAAUUGAGACAGAUACGCAGGCGGUGCCAGGCGAUUGGAUGUGAGCCAUCACAUGAACAGAGGGCAAAGGCUACACCUAUAUGAGUGCAGUAGGCAUAGAUGUGUUACAGUUAUUAUUUGUACUCGUUUUAAUCCUUUAUAAGUAUUUUAUCUAAUUUAAGUACCUUGCUUAAUAAUGUGAUUUUAUUUGAUUAUUGUUCUAGUUUUAUUUCGAACAUUAUUUUCUUUAGUUUUUAAUUUCUAUUACAUUUAUGUUAGUACUUAUAUUAUGAUUGAUUCUCAAUAAUUGUGUAUUGAAUUGGAAUGUGAUACAGUUGAUUUUGUGUCGUUAUCGAUUAAAUUGUUUUAUAUGAAUGAAA